This is a messenger RNA of Aureococcus anophagefferens, 804 nucleotides long. RefSeq lists its product as hypothetical. Lineage: Eukaryota; Pelagophyceae; Pelagomonadales; Pelagomonadaceae. The coding region runs from base 1 to 804 and encodes 267 amino acids. The record is from RefSeq and is a predicted model, not a curated record. The transcript has 7 exons.
AUGCUGGACUUCAGGGAGACGCAUUGGACUGUUUGUGGGGCGUCAUUGGUCCUCUUGCACAAAGCACCAGCAGCUGCACCCACCUGGACUCUAAAAUCUUCUCACACAAUUGCGGCACUUCGAGCGCGCGCCUCGAUUGGAUCACCAAGUUUCGUGCCGGUUCCAUGGGCUUCGAGACAAGAUCGCAAAACACGCACAAAACCAGCGCACUGCAACCUUCUGCCCGGCAAUAACCGUCAGCGUUCGAAUCAAAUGCAUGGCAUCAACCACGAGCUCGCAUGCAUUCGUGACGGAGCUUCGCGCCUGCAGCGAAGUGGAAGGCGACAAGAGCAGAAGAACACGCCGCGCUCGCUAGAGAACAAAGAAUUGUCAUCAAUAAACGAACCAUACUACACACUACUGGCUCCUGUGCACCGUGUCAUUGGGAACCUCCUCGACGAAAUUCCACGCCGAGCUAUGGUAGUGCGCAGCAUAUCAGGACUACGCGAACACAACGGUAGCAAGAAGUUCAGCACAAAGCACGAACGUGGCUAUCUCAUCGAUUGUUGGGUGGUCGAAUGUAACUGGAUCAUCCGUACUGAGGAUUGCGAUACCAAAGUAUUCAGCGAGGCCUGCAUAAUUGCUCUCGGCGUUUUGGUGAAUGCAUUGCGGACUCCCUAUAGCGAUGCCAAUUGCCUCACCAAGCUGCGCAUGUGGAACGGGGAAAACAAGGCAGGAUGUGGUCGAUCCAACAAGAUCUUCUAUCAGGAGCGGGUCGAUACCAACUCCAGCGCGAAGGAUUCAUCUGUUCACUCAUGCCGAUAG